Molecule: messenger RNA, 5365 nt
Organism: Priapulus caudatus
Lineage: Eukaryota; Metazoa; Priapulida; Priapulimorpha; Priapulimorphida; Priapulidae
Exons: 30
Coding region: 528-5009 (1493 amino acids)
Molecular function (GO): protein binding
Source: RefSeq, a predicted model, not a curated record
AAUAUCAAAAUACUGGUUUUGACUUUCAUUACUAAUGGUUCCCAGUCUUACCUUAUGUAGUCAUCAAAUGCACAGUAACAUCUGUGCUUUACUAUUUUAAUGGUCUUACUAAAAUGAUUUAGUCAGCGUGUGUGUGUGUGUGUAAAUGAGUCAUGCACAGUGUCAGUUCGGAGUGAGAGAGUGAGAGUGAGUGUGCAGCACGAAACGCGGGAGUUGAGUACUAAUUAACCGCGUGAAGUGUGACUAAGUCUAAGGUAACUCGGAUUACGUCUGUACUGGUCUACACAAUAUUACAUAUAAUAUAAAAAGAUCUUUGAAGUUUGAUCUGUUGCCGUGUCGCGCAUACGUACGUUAGACUAGUUAGCGGACGUAUAAAUUUACUACUAUUACUAAUACUAUUAGUAUUACUGCGUACUAUAAACCGAAGUCGCUCUAAGAGUAAGACUCGAGUAAGAGUCUAAUCAAUGACAGACUGCAGUUGAGUUACACUACAAUACAGCAGCUCAAGGACCAUAAAUGAAUGCACCAUGAAGAAGAGUAAAAAUCUUCAUGCAUCCAAAAGCAAGCGACAUGAUGUGGAUGGACAAAGGCGUCCUAAGCUUAAUAUCAAUGCUAGGGGGAAAUGGCAGUUGUUGAGUCAUACAGUGAAGGCAAUCGGCGAUCCGGGUGCAGCAUUACACGUGACAAAGACUAUCACCCAUGGCUUCAAGCAUUAUAUGAACGUGUUCACUUCCGAGCUUCCCAUCCAGCAUGUUGUAUACCUUCAAAAUCGACAGGAGUACCUGAUCGUUGAUGCAGGGGGCACGGUUAUGGUGGUUACACGGUACGGCUUCCGAAAGGCUGAAAUAGAAACAACCGAAACUAUAGGCCAUUUAGUGUAUGCUGAACAAUUGAAAAGACUCGUAGCCAUCACACCCAGCGGAAAUAAGCUAUUGCUUUUCAACAUGAGCCUAGAUGUUGUUUCAGUAGUGCCAUUAAGUAACAGAGCUCAACGACUCAUCUCUAAUGACGAAUGUGGGGAAAUAAUCACCUGUCAUCACUCAACUGUCACUUGCUGGGUGUUUCAGCACAGUGCCAGCUACCUCGUACAGAGGGUUGUCAUUCAGAUGGAUACCUGCCUGCUCGACGGCGUGAAACUCAUCUCUCUUGAGAGAACGGCGAGCCGCACCCAACGCUUUUACGUUUCAGCUAAAAACUUUGUUCAGGUGAUAAACCUGCAUGAGGGAAAAGUAGUUCAUCUGGCAAAAAACCUUCAUAGAAUGAAUAUUACAGCUAUGAUGUUCUUCAAUCCUUUAAAGUUCAUAAUCACUGCAGCCAAAGAUGGCACAGUGAAAGUUUGGAAUGACAGCUUUCAGCUGCAAGCAGUAUUCGUGGGGCACAAUAAUUCUGUAUUAGACCUAGCUGUGUACCCCUACGGACCACUUAUUAUGUCUGCCUCUCUUGAUUGCACAAUAAGAAUCUGGAACCUAGAGACACAUGACCAGGUAGACCAAGCAAUGGUUGCUUACCCAGUGGAGUGCAUUGGCACGGUAAUGCAAGACGACCAGCUGUUCACGUAUUCCCACUGUGGCCUCAUGUUCUGGAAGGUUCAUCACCUCCACAGGCUACUCACUCCCAUCAGCUCUGAGGUAGCUCGUGUUGAGAAGGUUGAAUAUCCAGAUUUUCCCACGAGACUGUGUCUGCCAUGUGGUGGCUCUACUGUGAAAAUAAUUUCGCCCUACUCAGGCCACGUUAUCACAACCUUGCUACUAGAUGAUGACACCAGAGUUGAAGAUACUGCUUACGCACUUGUACAAGGUGUGGUGUUUGUGCUGACAACCAAUGGAAACAUUGUGAAAAGCAAUGCGGCAGUGAAUCCCUGCAAAAUUCUGAAAACAUGGAUCUUUGAAGAAAGUAGGUACACGUGUACGACAAUCUACCAAUAUGUUGGCAAGUCCAGUCCUCAGUAUACUAAGCCUGAUAGAAAACUGUCUCUGCUGCAUGGAAGAAGGGUUUCAUUGAGCAGCAAGAACGAGGUUCCAGCAUUACUGCUUGUCGGAAGGGAAGACGGUUGCAUCGCCAGACUGAAUUGGACCACAGGAGUCACGGAUUUCAUUAUUAAGGGUCACGAGGGCAUGGUUAGCAGUUUGGUGGCACAUGUUUCUAAUGAUCAGCUCAUCAGCAUCGGUGAAGAUUCUGUCCUAAAGCUAUGGAGAGUAUACCCAUUUGUAGAAGAAUCCCUAGCACCUUUCAUGGCAUUGCAAUGCUACCAUACUCCAACUCAUGUAGCUGCCAUUGGAAACUUGCUCUGCAUAUCAUUCGCACAUGUGCAAACGGCCACCUACAUGUUGACCGUGUAUGAUACUGCUAUAAAGGAUCGCUAUGACCAUUCGCCAGAAGAUGACCACAAUUGUGAAAUAAUAGCAGUCUGCAGCUGUGCAUAUAUGAAUAUAUUUGCAUCGGCAAGUGUGGAUGGCACCAUCAGAAUAUGGAAUGACAAAAAUGAGCUAGUCCGGAUUGUAGAGUUGAAAGCCGUGCCAACAGCGCUGAGUUUCUGCAGUAAGAGAGGGGACUUGGCUGUUGGAAUUGGCAAACAUUUGCAUAAAAUACAUUACAGUGAAUAUAUGCCGGGAGACACGUUCAACAAGGUCGUGUCACAGCUGGACUGUGGUGAACCUCCAGAUAACCCACUACAUGUGUCUGCAGGUGUAACGCUGCCCGUGCUGCACAAACUCUCCCCAACUCACUCGGCUCUGUUCAGGUAUACGCAUUUUCAAGACACGCUCACUGAAGAAGAAAGGAGUGAAAUUGCUAGAGAAAAAAAGCAAAAAUCUGAGAUCUGUUCAUCACUAAUUGAAAGAGAUGAAGAGCUACUGAAGAUUAGAGAUGGGCUACUUACGGUACCAAAAGUGGCAAAUCUCACGAGGAAACAGAAACUGGAAGCAUUCAGGAAAUACUACGACCUCUUAUAUGACUUCGCUAAAGUGCCGUUACCCCUAGAUGACAAGAUACCACAGGUAAUGCAACAAGAAGACGUGUCACCCUGCUCUGUUCGCGGGGGCUUCUUCCCUUCACCGUCCAAAGCCAUCGUCUGCCCCAACACCAGAAGAUAUGCCACCAAUCCUAAUGGCUUCAUUCCCAACUCGGUGCUCGCGAGUUGCCUCUGGAAGGAGGAGGUGAAGCAGAAGCGGAUGUCAGGAAAGUCGUGGAGGCCUGUGGGUCUCACCAAAGCUCAGCUUGCAGCUCUAGCCCGCAAAGAAGCAGCAGAAGAAGCAGAAGCAAAUUGCAGUAAUGACGAGGAGGAAGAGGAUGAGGAUGAAGAGGAAGAAGAAAAUUUGCUCUGGCAGAGAAUGAAUGAUGAAAUGCGAAUAAGUAGUUGUGAGAGUGUUACUGAGUCAUCCUCUCCCAUACAGACCCCCUCACCCCUACAACAACGGACUCCGUCACCUAAGAAAAUCGAGCAACUGCAACCUCUGAAGCCACUACCACCAAGGCCACAGAUACCAAAGCGUGUGCAAGUGCAGUCGCCUCCCCUCGUGGCACCGCCUCCUGUGAUUCGUACCGUCGCCCCUCCACCGGUCGCAGAGCCAGUGCCGAAGCCUGUUGAAGCGGUGAAGGCUGAACCAUCGCCGCCUGCGACGGCUCCUCCGCUCCCCGGAUUUCUCAUGCAGUUCGUCGGUCAGCAGUGGUUCCACGCAGCUUACCGCAGCAUGAAGACUCCGUCACCUAAGAAAAUCGAGCAACUGCAACCUCUGAAGCCACUACCACCAAGGCCACAGAUACCAAAGCGUGUGCAAGUGCAGUCGCCUCCCCUCGUGGCACCGCCUCCUGUGAUUCGUACCGUUGCCCCUCCACCGGUCGCAGAGCCAGUGCCGAAGCCUGUUGAAGCGGUGAAGGCUGAACCAUCGCCGCCUGCGACGGCUCCUCCGCUCCCCGGAUUUCUCAUGCAGUUCGUCGGUCAGCAGUGGUUCCACGCAGCUUACCGCAGCAUGAAGACACUGACAGGUCCAUUCACGGUUGCCAAAUUCAUAUCGCUACUGCUGAAAGCACUAGGUGAAGCUGUUUGGGAGCACAGAUUAGGAAUUGUUAACGGUAUUGCCGCACUGUGUGUGCAGCAUAGCUCCGCAGUUGAUCUUCUCGAAACUGCCAGGGGAUUGCUGUGCACAUUGCACACAACUCCCCCUCCUUCACACCAGGUGGCAGUGCAGAACAGCUACAUAACUACAGUGUACAAGGCAGUCCAGAAGCUGGCACCUCACUCAUCAGAUUACAUGGCCCAGCUUAUUGCUGGCUACGUGGAAGGAGAGAACAAUUUAAGAGAUUUAGUCAAGGCCAUUUGGCUAGAGUUGGGCUUGAAUGAUGCAGGUGGUUAUUUCACAAGAGAGUUGGACAGCUGGGACGUGUAUGACAAGGACAAGGAUGAGCGCACUCUUGCACUUCUGCGCAAAGCUGUUCGCUUCAUCGACUGGUGGACAGAACAGUGCUCAAAGCAUCAGUUAAAGAAUCCUAAGCAGUACCGUGCCAGUCCAAAACAGAAACCUAUGAGAAAGGGCCAAAAUACACAAAAGUCUCCCACUUCUGAUCUUAUUACCCCUAUAGUUGCAAUCAACCAUUUCUGUGUCAUACAUUAUGAAAGAGAACAGCGAAAGAUACUGGCGGAAAAGAAAAAACCAGAAAGAGAGCUUACGAGGCGAAACAAAAAGCAACUCGCCCCAGAAAGGGAUCCCAAGCUUAUUCGCCUGGGACAUACUCACAAGAGCGAAUGUCACCCACUCCGUGAAACGUCCCUAGCAGACUAUGCUUUCCUGACAAGGCAGCUCAUGCAGAGCUUGCAACUGGGCGACUGUCCCCGGUUCAUCAACCUUCCCGUGCACUGCGUCUCUGUGCAACCCUUCCAGCCACCUGUCAGCAAAGACAGGGGCGAUGAAGUAAAGCCGUAUGUACAGCUACCACGGCAGCUCCUGGCAAGACAUUACUUCUUGCCGCAACUGUCGUGCGUACCAUCGAACGAUGCCCCCUCAGGACAUUAAACACAACACGAUUAUCACGUACUGCAUUGUCAGAUUGUCUCUAACAAUCACUCUCAUUCGUCUCAUAUGCUGUUCAUCAGGUGUGGAUUAACGUGGUGCGUGAUACAGUUCAGCUGUAUUCUAUAUAAUCUCUCUACAUUAAACUCUUAUUAUUUAUAUAUGUUCUUUUUCACCCAAUCUUCACAAAGCAUCCAUGACCUGUGUUAUUCCACUGUCAUUGUGAACUUCAAUUAUUACAUAUCUGAAGUUUUCUCAUGCGUGAUUUAUUGAAAGCUAUUUGUUUGCAUAUAUAUGUAUGCACAAGAGUUUUGUACAUAUGAUAGUCCUAUUAAUUCAGAAAUGUAAGUAAAACUUGA